Molecule: messenger RNA, 955 nt
Organism: Myodes glareolus (Bank vole)
Lineage: Eukaryota; Metazoa; Chordata; Mammalia; Rodentia; Cricetidae
Gene: Ly86
Product: lymphocyte antigen 86
Biological process (GO): positive regulation of lipopolysaccharide-mediated signaling pathway; innate immune response
Source: RefSeq, a predicted model, not a curated record
CUUUGGCCUCUCACCUUCGAUUCCCCAGAGCCUAGUAUUUGAGAAGUGAAACUGAACAUGCCACCCUUUUCAUGAGGGGGGAGAAAAAACCUUGGAGGCCUUUUCAUUGGGCUUAUUUAGCAUUGGUCACACACAACCCUUCACCAUGAACAGUGUGGCGGCGGCUGCUCUCCUUGUGUGGACUCUGACCUCUCCCAGCAGCAGUGGCCACGGCAGAGGGGAUGCUUGGCCCACACACACGGCCUGCAGCAGUGGGGGUUUGGAAGUACUCUAUCAGAGUUGCGAUCCCUUACAGGAUUUUGGCCUUUCCAUUGACCAGUGUUCCAGGCAUGUCCAACCAUCCCUCAACAUUCGAUUUGGCAUCAUUCUGAGAGAGGACAUCAGCAAGCUGUUUCUGGACAUGGCUCUUGUCUCGGGAGGAUCUUCUGUUCUGAACUUCUCCUAUCCCAUCUGUGAGGAGGAUCUGCCCAAGUUCUCUUUCUGCGGAAGAAGAAAAGGAGCCAAGAUUCAGCGACUAUUGGUUGAGGCAGCGGAAGUUACUCCCACACCAAGACUCCGAACACUGUAUUUAAAAAGUGGGGAAAUAGAUAUCUGCAUCUUGUUCCUGAGUUUAAUAGGAAUGCUUCGAGUUCUUCCCAUUUAAUAUGUUGUCUGUAGGUUUGUCAUAUAUAGCCUUUAUCAUGUAGAAAUAUGUUCCUUCUCUUUUAAGUAUCUCCAAGACUUUUAUCCUGAAAGGAUGUUGGAUUUUGUCAAAAGCUUUUUCUGCAUCUAUUGAAAUAUCCAUGUGAUUUCUGUCCUUUAGUUCUUUGAGUCCACUAUAUAAUGUGUUGCGUUUUAGUUAUCUUAACUGCCUUAAAAUUAUCCGAAUCCUCUUACAAAAUGUUUAGUUAUAUUGAUAUACAUGUGUUGAACCAUCCUUGCAUGCUUGAAGUAAAGCUGACUUGUUUGUGAUAAA